Calidris pugnax (ruff) is the source of this 4405-nucleotide messenger RNA. It is a transcript of the gene GSAP, whose product is annotated as gamma-secretase activating protein. The coding region runs from base 624 to 2939 and encodes 771 amino acids. Gene Ontology annotation, biological process: positive regulation of amyloid-beta formation. The transcript has 33 exons. The record is from RefSeq and is a predicted model, not a curated record. Gene Ontology annotation, cellular component: trans-Golgi network. NCBI's taxonomy places the organism in Eukaryota, Metazoa, Chordata, Aves, Charadriiformes, Scolopacidae.
GGCCGGCAGCCUCCUCGCGUCCCCCGGCGGGGUUGGGGCGAGAGGAGGGCGUUAUGCUGCUUCACCUGGUAGCCGAGUUUGACCUGCGGAGGGAUGUGGUGCCCUGGCUGGCAGCGCGGGGCUGGGCCGCGGCUCUAGAGAGAGAUGGUCAUCGACGCACCGUGUGAUGAACUUGAAACCUCAACUCCUUUGGGUGUUUCCAAUUAAUAUAUUCAACUUGCUUCCUGCGUUGAGCCCUGCGUUGAGCCCCACGUUGAGAGGCUGUUACCAAAUAGUUUCAUAAGAACUUCUUUGGAGAUACUUCUGAGAAUUCAUCAGAGCUCUACGUUGUAAAUGUAGAAAGAAAUGGAAAAAUUAUUUAUACGUGGAAGUUCUGGGAAUAAUGUGACCUCUGCAGCUUGUGUGGUAGGAAUGGCUGGAUGACAGAGCCUGAGAACUGAAACUAGCAAACUGCACAGCUGCGCUGCAGUUUUCGCCUCUCAAAUGCUGUCCUGAAGGAUAUGCUGCUGUUUCCUUUCCUGUUCUCUUACCAUCAUAGUCUGAUCUUUUUCUCCUGAGGAAAUCAGAGAAGUACUCACAUUGGAUUGUACGAUCUUCAAACUAAACAAAAUGAGCACCUCUAUAUGUUUGAGAGGGAUCUACGCAUAAUCAGUUGUUCGGUCAACAAUGAAAGGACGUUAUUGGCGGUCAGCUUCCGUCAAUAUACAGAGGAAGAAAGAGUAAGUCGGCUAUUACAGUCAGUAUCCAAGUAUUUAACCUUGCUAAUUGAAAUUCAUCCCAUUAAUAAUGUGAGAGUCCUAAAGGCUGUGGAUAGCUGUGUUCGAGUACAGUUUCUUUACCCAGCUGAAGACAGAAAUGCUUUUACAGGAAGUCGCCUCUUGCUAGUUUCAGAAGAUAAAUAUGUUGAACAAUUUGACAUUCAUGUUGUGGCAGAAGAAGAACACAAAGUGGUGAUACAAAACUCGGGUCAGCUUCCAAGAGCCAGAGUUGCAGAUGAUCUCAUUUGGGCACAAUGGGAUAUGAUGGAACAAAGGCUCUUCUACAUUGUUCCAAAGGAGUCAAGGAGUACUUUAAAAUGUGUCCAGUUUUAUCCUGAUGAAAAUUUUAACUCAAUACUGGAAUCACACUUGGAUAUUUCUGUAAAUGGCACACAAUUAAAACUUGUGAAUUUUGGAUACGAUUACUGUGAAGACCAAGAUGUUGCAUCUAAAUCUUUGAAUCUUCAGGUUUUUACAAGUAAAUCAGGAGGCUUGUGUGUGUGUUGCAGCCUACCCUCUGAUAUUCCUGGUGAAAUAAGAUACUCCAUAUAUUUUUUACAUAAAGGUUACAACAAAACUUUUACAGUUUCUCUAGAAAGAACAGAAUCUCAUCAAUUGAAGGAAGUGGCUUUUAUGAAUCUCGACUAUUAUGUGGCUGCUUAUUUGCCUGGCCAGUUCCUGCACCUCCUGAAUAUUCACCAUCCUGACCUGCUGUGCUAUAGUUUGUUUCUGACAGGUGAGGAUGCAAGAAUUGAGAUGUUGCAGAACAGUUCCCUCCGAUCCCCGCUCACGUCGACAGUCUUGGAUUGCCGCGUGGGAAGCAUGUACGCCCUGAGCAUCAGUGACAGCGCCGUGCUACGGCUCCUGCAGAACAGCACACGAGACAGCCAGAGAUUGGCAGCUCUGCAUUGUGCUCUCUUGCACUUCCGACACACAGAAGACUUGGAAAUGGAGAUUAUUUGGUGGAUUUCUGAGAACCUGUCAACAUGUCAUUCUUUUGACCCCAUUCAAGAAUUUAUCAUUGCCUCCCUAUACUGCAGAAUGUGUCCAGAAACUCACAACCUGGAUAAACUUCUGCCCUACACGUCACUGCUUGACUGGAUUGGGGUUAUCCCUGGAGUAACGUGUACAACAGACAUUAUUUCUCUGCCUGUGUUAGAGUUCCAAAACUCCAAAGGCUUCUGGGAGAAACUCAACUCGAAUUUGGAGAGUGUGAAGUACGCAGAGCCACACUUGCACUACCACAACAACGUGCUCAGGAGGGAAUGGCGUAACCUUUCAGAAGAGAGAGAGGAGAGAAAAACCACAGCGUAUUUGAGGAAUAUUUUUGAAAAUGCCAAAAAGGUGCUUUCUCAUCUAGACACUUGGGACUCUGAGGAAAGGCUAGUCCCUCUCUUUCAAGAGGAGGAUUAUCAGCAGCAGUUACUGAUGGGACUGAUGGUUGCUCAGCUAAAGGAUCACCUUAUGAGACAUCUACAGUAUGUAGGAAGAAAGAAGAUUGACCAAAUAGUUUUGGAUUAUGUUGCAAACUUGCUGAAUCUGGUACAUCGAAUAAUGAAAGAAGUUUGGAGGAGAUACCAGCUUCAUUCCUGCACCUUCUGCUUUGACGAGAGAGGAAGCGCAGCAGAGUUUGCGGUGUUCCACAUCAUGAGUCGGAUUCUGGAAGCUGCCAAUGGCAUGUGCCUGCCUUUACCCCCCGGUUUUCACACUCUGCACUUGGGGCUCGGUGUCCGCUGUCUGCCUCUGCACACCCUCCUGCACUACAUUGACAGUGGAGUCUUGCAUCUGACAGAAACGUGCGUCAGGAAAUUGCUGAAAGAUCUGGAUGACAGUGAGGAGAACGAGAAGCUGAAGUUCAGUAUUGUCACGAGGCUUCCUGAGGCUCUUGGUCAAAAGGUCCGCCAGUUCUGGAAUCAUCCCAUAAAUGCUCAUUUAAUUGCACGGAAAUAUGUGAAACUUUUGCUUGAGAAGCUGGGCAACAGGCAGUGCAACAGGCCUGUCCCCGAGAGACUCUCCGUCCCGGUGGAGUUUUUGCCACUCAACUACCUGACUAACGUGCUGGCAGAGAUAGAGGACCAAGGUGUGCAUCCAUAUGAAAAACAAGACGAUGUAAAUGUACGAUUUGUCGAGGAAACAGCACUCAAACACACUAUGAUGCUUUUGGGCCUCAGAUAUUCCUGAAAUAACGUGCUGUUGAAGAAAGCUGCCUGUGGAACUCUGACAUCAAAGCAUUCCCACAGAAGGGUGCUACCACCUGGGGGUGUUUUGUGUUUAAAAUGAACUUAAAUGUUACGUUGUUUCCAGAAUAAUCUGCAGUUUUGUGCAGUUACCAUUACUGAUAUAAGCUACUCAAAAUACUGUUUGAUGUAACAUAUUAAGGCUGAAAUCACUGACUUCUACAUAAAUCCUAGAGAAAUGAAUCUGACACAAACCCAGGCUUUCAGUGAAAGGGAUCUGUGGUUUCAUUGGUUCGUGUUGAAGUGUUAAAUGAGUGGGACUACAGUGGGUAUCAAAACACGCUGUGAGAAUUGGUAUUAAUGUCAAUUAUUUUAACAAGACAGACAAUCCUGAAAAAGAUAGUCCAGUUGUGUUGUACAGCAACAAGAAGCUGGUAGCUGUUUACUAAUGUAGAUUAAUAAGAGGCUUUCUUGCUGUAUUUAUGUAAAACAGGUAAGAGUGACAAAUGUUGAAUUGGUCUCUGCAUAUCAUCAGUAACAAUGUAUUCAUUCCUUGGGGUGCUUGUGUGUUACGGUACUUCUGCCUUUGGAGUUGGAUUCUAAUGUGUUCACUUUUGUAAUUAGCACAAAAUAUAAUCUUCUCAAAGUGCAUAUGGCAGGGUUUUGUGUUUGGUUUUUGAGAUACGUAUAAUAUAUUGUAAGCAAUACAAGAUAAGGAAGUUCUUUAGAAAUUUACCUUGAUGGUCACUUGGACAGAAUUUUACUUAAUUCUUUCCUUACAACUUUUAAUGUUACAGUUCAAGCCUCAGAUUCAAAAUGAUGGAGGUUUGGUUUUCCUUCAUUUUCAACUUUUAUAUAUAAAUAACUGACCCAGUGUUGUGUUUUGUUUUGUUGGGCUUUUUUGUUAAAGUUCUGAAUUGUGACAUUAAUUUAAAAUAGUAUUAGUGGUUUGCUAUCUUAACUUCUGUCAUGCAGGAUUUCUGCAGUCUUUAUUGGAUUUAAAACCAACUCUAUCAAAGUUUCCGACUAUUAAACUAGUGAAGCUUAUUGACAAAUUGAUAGAUUUUGGAGGUUUUCAAUAGCAACCUCUGAUAUUCUCUCUGAGCAGUUCCCACUGAUGCUCCCUGUUCCCAACCAGUGAAAUGAAAAGAUCCAGUUCUUAGAAGUGACGCGGCCAGUUCAUGGUGGUUCCUUUGUCAUUGCCAUCAGUGGAGCAAGAGUUUUAGCUUUCUCAGUAACUGCACAGAGGGAAAAUAUUUUUCCUCGAUGUAAUCAUAAUAUUUCUGGCAAGUGAAAGCUCCAAUCCCAGACUGCAGCAAGCCAUGUUGGUGUAUUUGUGUAAGUGUUGGGGACUUUGUUCAUAUUAUAUUCAUAACAAGAGAAGAUUUUCUAGCCUUUUCUUUUUAGUAUUAUAAAUGUAUUAUAAAAUAUAAUCAGAUGCAAUAAAAUGUCACCUGGGAAAAAAAUAAA